Messenger RNA from Nematocida ausubeli, 2520 nucleotides. RefSeq lists its product as uncharacterized. The record is from RefSeq and is a predicted model, not a curated record. NCBI's taxonomy places the organism in Eukaryota, Fungi, Microsporidia. The transcript has a single exon. The coding region runs from base 1 to 2520 and encodes 839 amino acids.
AUGAAGAGCGCACAUACAUUUGUACUACUACUUUGUUAUGGGUACUUGGCCUCAUUUUCCUGCAAGGCAGCAACAGAAAACCAAUCUGCUGCCCCACAGAUAAAUUCAAGCCUACAGACCAAAGCAAGCUCAAUUUACAACGAGAAUGUGAACCUAAGAGAAAAAUACAAAAAAGAAAGAGAGAGUAGCCUUGUCAUUAGUGACGGUCUAGUCUCAGAAGCAGAAAAGAUAAUUGCAAGCACAUGCUCCUUUGCAGAUGCAAAUAUGCAGUUGAUCAAAAAAGGCUCUGCAGCAGAAGCCAGCAGACAGCGUCUUUCCGGCUUUAAGUCUAAACUCACAAAAUCCAGCAGUAAUAAAAAGCCCUACGACGAAUUCAUGAAGACAGCAGCCUCAAAGGUAGCUGAAAUCGGGAAGAAGCAAAAGACACAAUGGGAAGAAAUUAAAAAGGUCUUUGAUGAAGAGGACAACAAAGGCUUCAUAACCAGAUUAAAGAGCGGCAAAGAAAACUACACUUCAAAUACAGUCUCAGACGAAGAGAAAAAAGUUGCAGAAGAAUACACUAAAUUCAUUGAGACAAUCAAGCAAGGAUUAGUCACAAAGGAAUUACGCGUAGAAGAAGCAGGUGACAUAAAUGCAUAUUUAUCUAAGUUCGAGAAAUACACAAAGGACUCAACAGAAGAACACUCUAAAAAGAAAGAAUCCUUCAAGGAAAUGAUCAAUUUCUCAUUGCUCCGGGAAAAGAUAAAGGCAAUCCUAUCACACAUCAACAUAAAUUCAACCACAGGCAUAAAUACAACAGGAUUCGCACACUCUACACUCUUCACAGAGUCAGCCCUCAUGAAAAAAGCACUAGACAUGGAUGAAGCAUCCUUGAAAAAUGAAUCUUCCCUAUACGAUAUAUACACAAUUAUCAGCUACAUGAAAACCCACAUCACCAUAAGAGACUUCUCUUCAAAUAAAAUCCUUCUCAAGGAUUCUUCACUAGAAGAAAUUUCUUCCCUCGUAGAAAAAAAGUUCUCUGCACUCCAAGAAGAAAUUGAAGACCUAAAGAACUCAGAGGCAAUCCAGAAGGAUAAAAUCCCAGAAGGAUUCUCUGAUAAUUUAGAUUUAUUAAAGGAGUACAUUGUAAAGGUACUAGAUGCACUAAAUAGAACCAUCUCUGAGAAGACACUUUCUUCACCUGUAACUGAAAAUAACACCCUCCUAAAGGAAUUAUCUAACAGUCAGCAGACUAAAUUAGACAUGCACAUUGAAGAGCAGUUAGACACAGAUAUAGCAAAGUGGUUUGGUUUCCAGGAAGAAGAAGGUUCUGUAAUAGGAUACGUAGCAGGCACAAUAUUCAGUGGUCUAAAAGGCAUUGCAUAUUCACCUGUUACAAUUGCAAAGGGUGCCAGUAAGAUGAUUUUCAACACAGAAUGGAUGAAUGUCAUGGGACUAAAGGUAGAGUCAGCUGAGACUGAAAGAAAGACUAAUCUAGCAGAAUUAGAGAAGGCUGUAAGAAGUAUCAAGAAAAUGACUAUUUCAAUCCCAUCUUUAUUACUGUCUGACCCAGAGAAGAUUAAGUCCUUAAUGGAGUCUGCUGUCUCUGUGUCAAAUUUAGUCACUUCUGCUGCAUACAGCAUAAAAAUGCACAAUUUAAUGAAGGACCAGGCAGUCAAAGAGAAGGCAGAGGUAUUUUCAUCAUACGUGGCAGAGUGCCUGGAGAAGAUCCAAAUGGACAAGUCAGAGUGCAGCAUAUUAAACCCAUCUAAAUCAAAGAAUCUAGCAGGAAUUACACAAAUUAGUUUCAUAACAAGUGAGAAGAAGGCAAAGACAGUCAUAAAUCACUUAAAAGAACUAUCCCAGGAAUUCUUUAAGGCAGCAAAGGGUGUGAUAUUUUUGUUCUCAGAGGAAGAGAAAAAAGUCCUUGAGAAGAGUGAACAGGAAAUGGAGACCAUAAAGACAGAAGAACUUAAGCCAGCCAGGUCACUGGAUCUGGAGAUGCAGACACAUAAGUCAAUUAGGUCAUCAAUUGAUGGGUUAGUAGCAGAGAUUGAAAGUAUCUCAGAGAUAAAGACAGCCAGGCAGACACUGAAGAUCCAUAAGAAUCUAUUAGCAGUCUCCCAUGCAAUAAAUCUACUGCACUUCUACACCUCAAAGGAUGCAAAGAAAUUCACUGAGGCCUUGGAGGCAUAUAGUUCAUCUGAUGUGGUGAAGGAAAUUGAAGAAUUAAAGAAGAAGGAAGAGUCUGUUAAGGCUGCUAGGUCUGCUUCUGUAAUGUGCGAGCACAUUAUUAUUAGUUUAGGUCAGGAGAUUCCUUCUGUUUUGUCUGCAAUCACUGGGAAGACUUAUGCAAAGGCAGAGGUACUUUCAGCUGGUGACAGUUCUGAUAGUACGCCUGUUAUGAGUACUACUAAGUCUGGUAUUUCUGGUAGAAAAGGCAAGUUUAUCAUAGGAUUCCUUUUGCUUGCGGUUAUUGCUGCAGCUGUAGGGGCCUUCUUUUUCGUUAAGAAAGGGAAGCAGAGCAGAUUGUUAGAAUAA